Molecule: messenger RNA, 339 nt
Organism: Dibothriocephalus latus
Lineage: Eukaryota; Metazoa; Platyhelminthes; Cestoda; Diphyllobothriidea; Diphyllobothriidae
Source: the annotation of a GenBank genome assembly
AUGAUCUACAUUGUAAAGACUGUCCGUACCGGCACGUUUCCCUCCUCCUCCCUUCAGAGUUCAGCUGACCCCGACCUGACGCGGGUGCGGACCGGUUUAAGUGUGGACGAACUGGCACCCAUAUUCGAUGUCUCUCUGUCAAAAACCCAGUUUCCUCUGGCUAGUGAAACCGCAGCCGGUUCAUCGACGAACGACGAAACAAGUCUGCGUGAAACCGUUCCUGAGAGUACUUCAGCCCCGCCGCCUCCACCCGUACGACUGGGCGGUAAUCCUUGGAAUGUCUCCGAUGCGACGUCGAAGAGUGCCAUCGAUGGAGGACAAAAGAAGGCCGAUCUUUGA